Molecule: messenger RNA, 1281 nt
Organism: Scutellospora calospora
Lineage: Eukaryota; Fungi; Glomeromycota; Glomeromycetes; Diversisporales; Gigasporaceae
Source: the annotation of a GenBank genome assembly
AUGGAAGACACUAAAUUUAUUCUUUCAAUUGACGGAGGUGGGAUUCGAGGUAUCAUACCUGCCAAAAUCAUCGCUUAUAUCGAAAAAACUGUAACUGAAAAAAUAAAAGAAGAGAAUCCUGAAGUUAAUAUAAAAUGUGCAGAUUUAUUUGAUAUCAUUGCUGGUACAUCAACAGGUUCUAUACUUGCCUUAUCACUAACAGUGCCUAACGAUAAUAAUCGACCCACAUAUGAUGGUGAAUUCAUGGUGAAGUUUUAUAAAGAGAAUGGAAAUCAUGUCUUUCCUAGUUUUUCCACUUUUAAGCAUGUCACUAAGGUAUUGAAGAGUGCCGAGGAGCUCAUGUCUAAAACAGAAAAUUUAGUUGAAAAUUUUGUUACCAUGGGACGCAGUAUUGAACAAAAAAUUACCAAAUCAAAUGAAACAGAGAGCAAAGUAGAAAAAAGAACUAGUUUUUUUGGAUUAGGAUGGCUUAUGGGUGGAUCCGGAAAUGAAACCAAGAAUGAAAUCGUAACCAAGAGUAAAACAGUUGAUGAAAACAAAGAUAAAAUCAAAACCACUGAUAUAACUGUGAGUACAACUGAAGAAACUGAAGGGGAAGCAACUUUGGGUUUAAUCAAACCGAAAUAUACUCCUGAUGGUCUUGAAAGUUUAUUAGAAACUUAUUUCGGAGAAUCUAAAAUCAAUAAGACUGUAAACGAUGUAGGAAUAUUUAUUACAGCAUAUAAUAUUACCUCUUGUGAACGUACUUUUUUUACCGAAAAAGAUGACUUUCGCAUUCAAGAUGUUAUACGAGCAAGUUCUGCCGCUCCUACAUUUUUUCCAGCAAAAGAAAUAUCUUCAAAUUUGUAUGUAGAUGGCGGUGUUUUUAUGAAUAAUCCAACUACCAGAGCAUAUCUCGAAGCAAGGAAAAGGUUUCCAAAAUCAAAAUUUGUUGUAGUUUCCCUUGGUACUGGAUACUACAAAACUUCUUUAAAUGAUCUCGGAAAUUCCGGUGCUCUUCAAUGGUUACUACCCAUAAUUGAUCUUUUAAUGGAUGUGGAAGUCGCAAAUCAUGAUGAUACAAUGAAACUUUUGGCUGAACUCGAUGGUGUAAAAUAUUAUCGAAUUCAACCGAAUUUGGAUGAGAAACCUAAUAUGUCUGAUGUUUCAAAAGAAGAAGUCGAAAAACUUACUAAUUUAGGCGAUGAAACUAUUAAAGAUCCUACUUAUAAAUUAGAUGAAAUAGUUGAUUUGCUUGUUGAUAAAUGUAAAAAGAAAAAAAUCUACCCUACUGUAAAUUAA